Molecule: messenger RNA, 2832 nt
Organism: Amaranthus tricolor (Joseph's coat)
Lineage: Eukaryota; Viridiplantae; Streptophyta; Magnoliopsida; Caryophyllales; Amaranthaceae
Product: nuclear pore complex protein NUP85
Exons: 18
Coding region: 115-2274 (719 amino acids)
Biological process (GO): positive regulation of DNA-templated transcription; mRNA export from nucleus; protein import into nucleus
Cellular component (GO): nuclear pore outer ring
Molecular function (GO): structural constituent of nuclear pore
Source: RefSeq, a predicted model, not a curated record
AUGGAAAAUGGGAAGAUAAAGUACGAGUUAUAAUGUCACUUUCUCGCCCUUUAAAAAAUCACUCAAAUUUAAAACCCUAACAAAACCCUAAAACAUAAAAAAAUUCCGGCGACGAUGCUGGCACCGGCAUCAAAUUCCGACGAAGAAUUUUCUGUACUACAACUAAUUCCGUCUUCCGAAAAACAGCAGGCAGUGAUUCAUCCAAUUCACCAUUCUCUAACUUCCCCAAUUUCUCGCAUUGCUAUUAGCUGGUCUCGUGGUAACUCUAUUCGACUCUCUCUCCUACCUCAACCCUCUUCGAAUGUCAGAGAAUCAGAUGAUUCCGCUGACGGAACUGUUGUCGAGGUCAAGCUUGAUGGCGGAAAUGGCGGAAUUAAAGAUGAUGCACAAUGGAGGAGAAUCGUUUAUGGUUCUGUUGCUCCUUUUGCGAUGUUUCAAAGUCGGAAGAAUUCCGCUUUGGCUUUGUCGAAACUGUCCAUUGGUGCUUUGGCUGAUUCUGAGUGGUGGGAGUAUGCCAUGGAGUAUAGUAAGGAGAUAAAUUCACUUCUUGGUACAACAAAGUCGACAGCUGAUUUGGUUGUUGAUGACCCCGAAAGUAUUCUGAUGGUUGAUGAAGAGAAAAAUAGUCUAAAGGCUGCAUGGGAGCUACUGGAACUUUUUUAUGCAGAUAAGCAAUCUCAAGCUUGGCUUCCCGAACGUCUGGUUGAUUGGCUAGCUGAUUAUGAUAGCUUGCUUUCAGAAACUCAAUCUACUGUGCAUUCAAAACUUGUAGAUUUUCAACAUCAUCUUUUGAACUUACAGGUGAUUGAGGAUGAUCCAAAAUACUGGGAUUGUUUGAUGUCUGCACUAGCUCUUGGCUGGCUGGAUAUUGUGGUCAAACUAUUGCGUCUACAUGGGUCUUAUCAAAUUGAGCAGCUAGGAAGACGUGAGACAGAAAAUGGGCUUGUUGAAGCAGUAGUUGUUCUUGUGUCAAAAAUGCCGCGUCUACGGCCUGAAUUACAUGCUGGAAGGUUGGGGGAAUGCUAUAAAAGCCGGACUGACUUUGCAAAGGGUUGGGAAAUAUGGCAUGCACGAGUUACUAAACUGGAGUGCAGUGCUUUCUGGGUUGAGUGUGGACACCAGAAAACCAAAGAGGGUUUGAGAAAACUUCUACAGAUCAUGCUAGGAAACUCAGAGCAUAUUUCUGCUUCAACAUGUCAUUGGAUUGAACUUUACACUGCCCACUUUCUAUACAUCAGGCCAUUCACAGUGGGGUUAGAAAGUAUGUACAGCCUUGCUCAGAAAUGCAUUCAGUUGAAGCCUAUGUCACGUCAUCAUAGCUUAAUGGGAAUUCUAGUUGGAAUUCUUGGAGAAAAUACUGAGGUUGUGCUAGCAGAAUGCUCUAGAGCUUUUGGCCCAUGGAUGGUGACCCAUGCCAUAGAGUUGUUGACUUCUGGAAAUGACCAGUCAGAGAUUCUUUUGCGUGAAGUGCGCCCGAACUUAGGAGGAGUUAGUAUUGAGGAGCUCCAUCGACUUGUCUAUGCUCAAGUUCUUGCCUCUCAUCAAUUAACUUGGCAGAUUGCACCUGUAUACUUGACAUCAUGCAGACCUGGAUUGGGCUUGCUGGAUAUUUUAUUGUACAGACAACCUGUUCACUUUAAGCAAGGCUUGCUUAAGAACUUGGAGAUCUGCCGUUUGUACGAACUCGAGCCUAUCAGUUCAAACAUCAUGAAGAUUGCUGGAAUACAUCAUUGGAAGCAUGGUCGAAAAGGAUCUGGUAUUUUCUGGCUUCAACAAGCUCAAGAUGAAUGUCGUCUCAAUAAAAUUGCUCAGCAAUUGUUUGAUUUUGUGGGGAAAUCAAUAUCCGAAGAGAGCUUUAAGCAAUGGGAAGGAUUGAUUGAAUUGUUAGGUUCUGACACAAGAACUGCUGGAGGCCUAGAGUUUCUGCACAAGUACAGAGAUUUCAAGAAAUCCCUGCAGCAAGUUGAUGAUUGGAAGACUACUGACGCUGCUAGGCAAGCUGUGGAAUCUCUUAUCCUGCUCAUGAAAAACCCAUCUACACCUCAGCGGUUCUGGUUGCCUCUUCUUUAUGACUCGUUGAAGCUGCUCACGUGGCGGGAGGGUCCUAUUCUUGAUGUUCCACAGACCAAUCUACUAUUGAAUAAGCUGCAAGAGCUGUCCAUGGCUAAGCUGCGCCCUGAUUAUGUUGAAGCAGACUUGCCAUCUCAAGCCUUGAGUAGUGUUCGGCUGGCUCUUGCUACAAAUCUUGGGCGUGCUAUUCUUGAAGAGCAAUGACUUCUUGUGCAAUUUUAAGUUCCAUCCGUUCAGCACAUACUUACAUGAAGCCAUUCUUGAAGACAGCCAAAGAUCACUUAAAGAAGAGGUACUUCAUAAAGUGCUGUUAAAAUGUUACGGAUACAAGAAUGUCGAUUUUCCAAUGAUUUGUCAAAUUUUAUUAUACCCAUUAGUCAUUUAAUGCCGCUACAUGAUCAUAGUUUUGUAAUGUGGGUUACAUGAUCAUAGUUUUGUGGUGUGGGUUACAUGAUCAUAGUUUGGUAAGAGAUUUACCAAUUUUAUGUAUAACUAAUAGUGGCUGUAGUACAAAUGUUUAUUUUAAUCGGUAUGAAGUAUGUAGAUGCUGAAAGACAAAAAGGCUACGGUAACUGACUAACUGGUUAGUGAAUUGUUCUGAUAGCAAAGAAAAAGUAGCAGGAGCUUUCGAGGGAAUGUAUGUUUUAUUGUUAGUGUAAUCCUUUGGUCCUCUGGACUUUGGAGUUGCAUCUUGACAUCACGUUAAUAUAUUUUUUUGCAUAUGCAUUGUAAGGACUCGUGCUUUGCAGUAUUCGUUCAGUA